AUGAAUAUAUUAACAGGAAAAUCUGAUGAUAAUGCUACCAUGACUGAUUAUGAUGAUUCAAUUCUUAUUGAUGCACCUCAAUUAGAUCCAGAAUUAUUUUUACCACCGGCAAUGAUAAAUCAUCUAAAAGUUGUAAACAAACCACUAUGGAGUUUAAAAGACGUAGUCGCUUAUAUUUUUUAUCAAUAUCUUUCAAAACGAGAAACAUUAAGAUCAUGGUCUAUUGGAUUAGAUAAAAGAUUACCAUCUCGUGACAAGAAUUAUUCAUCAACUUAUCGACAACGUUUAAUUAAAUACGCAUUGUAG
Molecule: messenger RNA, 306 nt
Organism: Rotaria sp. Silwood2
Lineage: Eukaryota; Metazoa; Rotifera; Eurotatoria; Philodinida; Philodinidae
Source: the annotation of a GenBank genome assembly